CACUGACUCGGUAGUACCACAGCAGCCAGCCAAACAGCAUCUUGAUCACAAACACACGCACAGACACACACGCACUCACCCCAAGAGCGAAAACAUAAGAAGAGUUUCGAGAUAGAAGCAAAGAAAUCCCUUGGCUUGUUCCUCUACUGUGCUUUUCAUUGCUUUGCCUCCCUGAUAUGACCCUGUUCAGUCCAAGAUACAUGAGCAUGAGUGGAGAGUUGAAGUCGAGUCGCUCCAGGGCAGCUAGUAAGAGGGCCAGCAACACCACUUAUGGUGCAGCACAACCAUGGCUGGACAUGUUUCCUAGAUCUUAUGGAUGUUCAGAUGACUAUGGAUUCAUGACAAACCAGUCAGAGUUUGAUCUGGACUACGACAGCUACCACGAGGACUACUACGACAGGGCGUGUGACUAUCAGCGUGUGCCAGCCUCCCUCUCUCCUGUCCCUUCAGGACCAAGUGUGGCCAAGAGAUCCCGCUCCUCCUCCUACUCCUACUCCACUGGGCACAGACGCAGUCGAGACAGAACCCACUCUAAGAGCUCAAGAGCCCAUUCCACAAGUUCAAACACAGCCAAGUUGGGGAUGGAAGAGCUGCAGGUGAUUAAAAAAGAGCUGACUCUGAUAAAGACACAGAUCGAUGGGCUUCUUGACAGCCUUGACAGGAUGGACACACAGAAGAACGACCACAAAGAGUCUCCGCUGAGAGAGGACAGUCCGCUCAGCUUGUCCUAUGUGGUGACGGCCAGCAGUCCGGAGCAUUCCCUGUCCUCCCUCUCCCCACCCAGUUCCCGCCAUCGGAUCCACAGGGAGAGUCCCGACAUGAAGAUGAGCAGCCACAGCUCCGACCCUGAGGAGGAAAUAUGAGGGACAAACAAAAAGAAAACGUAGAAGACGUGGAUUAGGUGCCAAACAUGGACGAAGAGAAACCUAAACCUUCAAGUUAACACCCACCAACAGAGGCUCGACGCGGCCUGGACAUAUCAGAUCAGACAACAUAUUCAUUAUUACCACAGCUGCUUGGAUUUAUUUGACCUAGAAACAAGGACGUGACAACAAAACAUGAAUAGAUUUAAGAUUAUUUCAGAUUACCUUGAAAGAAACAGAAUGAUGCACUGAUUCUAUAUACUGUAUAAUGUAAAUGUAAAUUAAAGCUGGAAGCUGAGUAAAGAUUAAAGCCUCACUACUUAAAAUGAAUCGGUUCCGCUGAGGGCAUGGAUCAAUAAGAACAGCAAUACUCCCCAUGAAUCACACUGAUGGAAAAUGAAUCAGUUCUGAUCACAAGCCUCCCUAUGUAUUUUACUUACGUUUGUCUUUUCUUUACAUAACACAACAAUUACCAGCAUUAAUCACUGCAUAGAUACAUUGCAGACUUUUUUCAAAAGUGAAACAACUGCAAAUCUAAAGGAAAAAAUAAAAUCAGACUGGAUGGAGAACAACUUCAUACAAUACAACACGUUAAUGGGCUUUGAUAUCAGCCAUUCCACUGUAACUCUGGCUGUAUGUUUAGGGUCACUUAUCUGCUGGAAGGCCUGUCUACCCCUAUAAGCAUUUCUUUUUUAUAGCUCUAUCAAUUUCUCUGCCAAAUCUGACUGAAGCAAAGGAAACCCAAAGCAUGAUGCUGCCCCCACCAUGUUUUACCCUGGGGAAGGUGUAUCCAUGUUGAUGUGCAGUGUUAGUGUCGUGCAUGUAGACCAAAAGCUCAUUUUUGGUUUCAACUUCUGAAGACAACAGGAAUUUAUUUAAGAGUAGCAGAGUGAAGGGGGCUUUUUUUCCACUCUUCCGAUUUUUACUGUUGAAAAUCUUUUGAAAACAUGCAUCUCAUUUUCUUUACAUUUCAUAACUUUCUACAUUGUGUUUUUCACAUGAACUCUCAAUAAAAUUCAGUGAAGUUGGCUGUUGAAACAUGACAAAAUGUGGAAAAGGUCAAAGGUUAUGAAUACUUUUGUAAGGAACUGUACUUUCUCUGCAACAGGUGUGCUGGUGAAAUAUUACAGGUCUCCUCUGCUACAUAUUUGGCACUUUGAAAUGUGUAAAGGCCCCAAUCAGUGUGUAAUAUUGUGUAUUAUUGUAUACCUUACUGUAAUUGCUUAGCUCUUGGAACUAAAUAUUAAGUUAGGAAUUCUUGUGUGGUACUUUUUUAAGGAAAAUAAUGAUGUUAUAAAUAAUUAUCCAAUUCCUAUGUUGUUACAUGUUUUGGUUUGCACUAUCAAGAUAAAAUACUUGUUGUCACUGUAGUGAAAGUAUUUUCAUAUUGAGUAUGUAUGCAGCACAUUGUGGUAUGUUUUUAUCUUGAAAGACCAUUGCAGAAAUGGAAGAAGAAUAAAAGACAAGGGUUGAAGAAGUGA
Molecule: messenger RNA, 2344 nt
Organism: Xiphophorus hellerii (green swordtail)
Lineage: Eukaryota; Metazoa; Chordata; Actinopteri; Cyprinodontiformes; Poeciliidae
Product: heterogeneous nuclear ribonucleoprotein C-like
Exons: 8
Coding region: 177-863 (228 amino acids)
Cellular component (GO): nucleus
Molecular function (GO): RNA binding
Source: RefSeq, a predicted model, not a curated record